This is a messenger RNA of Manihot esculenta (cassava), 1878 nucleotides long. Its product is annotated as chaperone protein dnaJ GFA2, mitochondrial. The coding region runs from base 205 to 1545 and encodes 446 amino acids. The record is from RefSeq and is a predicted model, not a curated record. NCBI's taxonomy places the organism in Eukaryota, Viridiplantae, Streptophyta, Magnoliopsida, Malpighiales, Euphorbiaceae. Gene Ontology annotation, molecular function: heat shock protein binding; ATP binding. Gene Ontology annotation, cellular component: cytoplasm. The transcript is spliced from 18 exons. Gene Ontology annotation, biological process: protein refolding; response to heat.
AAUGGAUCGGCUGCUUUCCCGCGAACGUUGGGGCUGUUCUCUCUCUCUCUCAUCAUAACUAGAACCUUCUAAUUUCUUACAAAAGUUUAGGGCUCUUCUAGGGUUUAAGCCCCCAAACUACCUUACUGCUGAAAUACCCCAGCUCUCUCUUCUAUCGUUGUCGGAGAGUAAAAUUCGAGAGCAACCCUAAAGAGGUACGCCCAAAUGUUUCGCUCUCAUGGCGUCAAACUUGUUGCCUGGCUCGUUCGUCGCUCUCCCUCAUUCAACCUUUUCGAAGAGUCUGCUAAUUCCGUAUAUAAGAAUCUGUUAAAUGGGAGUUGUAGGAGAUUGAGUACUGGGGUUUGCAACCAUGGUAGAGUUAUUGGCAAUUACUCUCCCAAAAAUGUUAAUCACAAACACUGGCUGUUAUUGGGAUCUUGGAAUGCCAAUUCUGGCACAACAAGGUCAAUUCAUGGCUCUGCUCAUAUGUCAAGUGAUUAUUAUGACAUACUUGGUGUUAGCAAGAAUGCAGGUUCAUCUGAGAUAAAGAAAGCUUAUUAUGCGCUGGCUAAGAAACUCCAUCCUGAUACAAAUAAAGAUGAUCCUGAAGCUGAAAAGAAGUUUCAAGAAGUUUCAAAAGCAUACGAGGUUCUGAAAGAUGAUGAAAAGCGUGCACAAUAUGAUGAGGUUGGCCAUGAUGCAUAUGAACGUAAUCUUAAUGGAGAUUUUCAUCCUGGUGGGCCAGGAUUCGAUAAUCCCUUUGACAGCUUCUUCAGAAUGGAUGAUAUAUUCAGCAAUAUAUUCAAGCAGAAGCUGGGUGGCCAAGAUGUCAAGGUUGCUAUUGAGCUAUCCUUCAUGGAAGCUGUUCAGGGAUGCACCAAAACUAUCACAUUUCAAACUGAUACACCUUGUGAAGCUUGUCGUGGUGAAGGUAUUCCUCCUGGAGUAAAACCCCAAAUGUGUAAGAGGUGUAAAGGCACUGGCAUGGUGUUCACUCAAAAAGGCUUUGUUAGUCUUCAACAUACUUGUAAUCAGUGCGGUGGAACUGGGCAAACUGUAUCGAGCUUUUGCAGGUCAUGCAAUGGAAGUAAAGUAGUGAGAGGAACAAAGUCUGUCAAAUUGGAUAUUGUGCCAGGAGUGGAUGACAACGAAACCAUAAAGGUGCCGAGAAGUGGUGGAGCAGACCCAGAGAGAAAUCAACCUGGUGAUCUAUUUGUAACCAUCAGGGUUCGGGAAGAUCCUGUUUUCCGAAGGGAAGGCUCUAACAUUCAUGUGGAUGCUGUUUUGAGUGUUACUCAGGCAAUAUUGGGGGGAACCAUCCAGGUCCCUACUCUUACAGGAGAUGUUGUACUUAAGGUCCGACCUGGCACCCAGCCUGGCCAGAAGGUGGUCCUGAAGAAAAAAGGGAUUAAAGCUCGCGGCUCAUAUACCUUUGGUGACCAAUUUGUGCACUUCACUGUCAGCAUUCCAUCGAACUUGACUCCCAGACAGCGGGAAUUGAUUGAAGAGUUUGCCAAAGAAGAACAGGGCGAAUAUGAUAAGCGUGCUGCUGGAGCCUCUGGGUGAAAGACCUGUGAAAAGCCUUAAUCAUCAAAUAUCAAUUUCAGCAAGAAAUAUAAAAGAAGAGGGAUAAAGAAUAGCAGGAAAGGUCAAUAUUAAUUAACUGACCUUUACUGGAAGAAGUUUUGUAGGCUGACAUUUAUUUUCUGUAUGGUGACUUUUGUUUAUUUUAAAGGAAUGUAAUAUUUUUUCCCCUUGCAGAUCACUAUUAAUACGAUGUUAUUUGAGGCCAAAAGAUAAAGUUUUCUGAUUCAAUUACAAGGAUCUCUGUACAUAAUUUACAUUGUAUUUUUAUGACAAGUAUUAUAAGGGGAUGCAGUAUGCAACCCAUCAGAAUGA